Varroa destructor (honeybee mite) is the source of this 3961-nucleotide messenger RNA. It is a transcript of the gene gem, whose product is annotated as transcription factor CP2 like gemini. The record is from RefSeq and is a predicted model, not a curated record. Gene Ontology annotation, molecular function: RNA polymerase II cis-regulatory region sequence-specific DNA binding; DNA-binding transcription activator activity, RNA polymerase II-specific. Gene Ontology annotation, biological process: regulation of transcription by RNA polymerase II. Lineage: Eukaryota; Metazoa; Arthropoda; Arachnida; Mesostigmata; Varroidae. Gene Ontology annotation, cellular component: nucleus.
UUUUGAUUAAAAAAAAAAGAGUUAAGUCAUUAUAUCAAUAUUGUAGUUCCCUUACUCUACAGAUAUUGUGUGACGAUGUGUUCCCUAGGGGUCACAAAAGAGCCGUAUUUUUUCAUUCCGUCAGAAACGAUAAUUUGAUAAACAUUCGUGUACCUUUGUCUACCGUUAAUAUUCACGAAUAACAUUAUAAAGCGACACUUAAAAGUUUUCAGAGUCAUUAUAACAGCUAAUUAGUUUCAGUUGUUUGACCGGUAUAAUUUGAAUAAAAAAAAACGCCAAGCGAUGCACACGGGCCACUUUUUAAUAGUGUGUUCCUACGUCGUCAAUGUACGUCGCGGAUCGUAUGGCUUAUUCAAGAAAUAUUUCGGGAAAUUCAGGAAAAAAGUCUCAAACUGGAAACUACGUUGCUGAGAAAGCCGGCUAGAGAUAAUCUGGAAGCUAUGUGUAUGCGGAAAUCACCGCGGUCUUGAACUUGCAAAUAUGUGAAUGAGGUAAAUUACCGUAGUGUAUUUUAAAAAAGGCGCCAACAUGUAUGCUGCGGCGCAUGCACGCGGUGCAUCAGUUCACCACAAACGUGACAGGCAACGUCGCCGCAACAGCUCUCGGAAAUGAGCUCCUGACGUUCGUCGACCAACAGUCAAUCAACAAAAAAUGAAAGCAUUACCGCUUUUAAGCCCUUUAUGCUAGUCUGUCUGUUUGUCCAUUUGUCCGCCCAUACGUCGUAUGUAUUACAUAGCCGGUUGUUCGUUCGCAUAGACAUUACCGUUUAUUCGACAUCAGUUUGCCGAGCCAGUUGCAUUCGAGCCGUAGAUGAUGUCCGAGAGUUGUUCGCGAGCGCGCACUCUCGUUUACACCGCAAAAUGGAUGACAGCUUGCAACGACUAUAGCAGCACUGGGUAACGGUGGCCCUUCAUUCAGCGUUUGUCGACAUUUGGCUUCAUCAUUCAUUAUCUAAUCAGUUUGAGAUUGCUAGAAAAAAGAGAACAGGGCGGCGCACCGCAACAACGCUAAAAUGGCGAUGACUAGCCAAAGUAAAUGAAACUUUAAAAAGAAAAUAGAACAAAAAUGAAAUAGAUACAGAGACAAGAGGAAAAAAGGUUUGCAGUUUAAUGUGACGGAAUUAUCGCAAUGUCCAUUGAGUUUGUGAUAUACGGCUGACCAAGAUGCUACUAGGCGGCUAAUUGGGAGAUCCGGCGAGUACUAAAUGUUCUAUCGUUCUAUAGCAACGGGCCCAAGCGUCCUCGGGAAGGGAUCGAAGCUCUCAAGUUUGAUAGGAUAAGCUUGGGGUAAAAAGAAAAUCUUUAGGGAGCCCUGAGUGUGUGUUAUCGACGAGCGAAGACAGGCGAAGCGUCUCGGUAUUGAGAACUGCAACAGUAACAAAUUUACCUGUGCACCACACUAUGGCGACUCUAGGACAUAACGCCUGGCAUAUGGACGACAUCGACGAUGCGUUAGCAGCAGAUUUUGAUGGCUCUCUAUCGGGCCUCGGCAUCGAGCUUGGAACCGCUUCAUUUAAUAUGAGCGAGACAUUACUCGCUCUGCCGUCAAUUAAAGAUGAAUCGGUUACAGGUGGUCACCCACAGGCGGUGCACGCUCAUCAAGCUGUAGCACAGGCGCAGGCUGCUGCCCAAGCAGCACAGAGUAGAAUAAAAAAAAACCGCCCGUUACAAGCUGAAGAAGAAGCAGCCCCAACGACCAUUAAACGUUUCUGUAAUGAUCCCAACCAGAAUGUAGCAUCGAGUGCGUCAUCAAGCUGUAGCAGCAAUCAGAAGCAUUCGAGUUCCGCACCUGAUCUGCGUCACUGCGCAAAUGAUACAGGCAUUUUGUUACUGCAGUCCACACUGCCCGGUGCCCCUGUGUCUCCUUCAGGCGCACCAGCAUGCCUUGGUUCUGGACCAAUUUCAGGCUGUCAGCCAAUGUUUCAAUGCGUUCUAGGAGCGGCGACAUCCAUAGCGACGAAAGUGAACGAACGUACGAUGACCUAUCUUAAUCAAGGCCAGUCGUACGAAAUUAAACUCAAGAAGCUCGGUGACCUCACGGAGAUGCAGGGUAAACUGCUGAAAAGCGUUGUCCGAGUGGGCUUUCAGGAGCGACGAUUGCAAUACAUGGAGAAGGAACAGAUGGAACAAUGGGCUAUACAGCAUCCACAGGAGAGAGUUCUUGACGUCGACAUCCCGCUCAGUUAUGGGGUGUUUGACGUUGUCAGCUAUUCGAAGCUUAUCAACGCUUUCGAGUUUGUUUGGGAUCCGACGAAGGAGACGGGCGUCUUCGUGCGUCUCAACUGUAUCAGUACUGAAUUCACUCCAAAAAAGCAUGGUGGAGAGAAAGGAGUACCUUUCCGACUCGUUGUUGAAACUUAUUCGACAGACGGCGGCAAUUUGAUACAGGGGAAGUUGCACAGCGCUUCGUGCCAGGUCAAAGUAUUCAAGCCUAAAGGUGCCGAUCGAAAGCACAAGACCGACCGAGAAAAGAUGUCGAAACGACCCAUUGCUGAGCAGGAGCUCUAUCAGCCCAGCUUCGAUUGCACUUUUUUUACCGAAUGCACCCAGCAAGCGGCAUAUUCACAACAGAGCCCAGCCGAGACACCGACCAAGAUGCCAUCAGCUGGCCCUGGCAGUGUUAGCAGUACAUCAGGCGGCAGUGGAAGCGGGGGUGGGGGUGGUGGCGGCGCCAGCUCUAGUGGUGGAGGGGGCCCUGGCAGUACAGGAAAUGGUGGAUCAGCUGCUAUGACACCCACCUAUCCGCCGAGUCCUCCCGAACCUCAAAUUACCGCACCGAUAACACCUCUCGGUAUUUCUCAGCGUGUUAGCAUUUCGCCCUCGACAAGCAUUACGGGUUCCGACUCGGACGAGACAGCCCUACUCACAAGUGACGCGUCUCCUCAAGAGACAGCCGAUUGGCUUCGCAGCAACCGCUUCUCGAACGCAUUACAACAAUUAGGCAGCUUUUCGGGGGCGGACCUGCUACGACUAAACAAGAAUGAUUUGAUUACCAUCUGCGGGGUGGCCGAAGGCAUCCGAUUAUAUAAUCUGUUGCACGCGAAAGCGAUUCGACCUGCACUCACGCUCUACAUGGGCAAUACUUUGGACGAACCGUUUGUGCCCGUGUUCCUUGAAAAGGCCACAGCGUAUCAGCUCAAGUCUGCGAUCUCGUCGGCCAUGUGUGUUCCAUGCGAUUUACUUUUCCUGAAGGGACCGGGAGGUAUUCGGGUGUCGGUAACAGAUGAGCUAGUGCGGAACCUUAGCGAUGAAGCAGCUUACCUCCUCGAAGCCCACGAUAAAGUCCUUCUGAUGACACCCGCACGCAUAGAGGGGGGCACUGGAACAACCCAGCAGGGUUCAACUGACUUGUAGGUGACAGGGACGGCAUAUAUAUAUAUAUAUAUAUAUACACACAUUAAGGAUUUAUAUAUAAUACUGAAUACGGGUCCACCAACUUGGCGAGGCAAGGUCAUCGGUUAAGAUAAGUGUACUCGCAAAGAUUUGAAAGAGCAACAACUAAGUGGCAAAAAAUAAUUUUUAUGGCGAUAAUAAUUUCUAUAAGGCAUAAGGAGAGGUAUAGGUCAGGGUAACCUGAACUAACCAAAAAAAACAAGGCGCAGGUAGUUAUUUGCUGCUACAAUAGUAAUGAUGUAACUAUUAUUCUACCUAUCUAAUAGGAGGCAAAACCGAGUAGCCCACUGUCGACAGGGGUAAACUGGUGAUGCGCGAUUUCGUAUGUGGUUUUGACUACAAAAGGAUCGCAAAAAUGAAAAAAGGGGACACACAGGUGUAUCGAAGCACUGUUCUGCAGGGCAGGGUCUAGAUAUUUUUUGCAAUGUUCUCUUAUAUUUUAUAUACACAAGAAAUAAAAAAUCGAACAAGGAAUGUUUUUGACGACACUAAACAUUAUGAUAACAACUUCGUACCAUAGUCGACAGUUGUGCGUAUGGGAAAUAAAAGUUUAUAUUUUGUUAUCGUUG